Tricharina praecox is the source of this 1469-nucleotide messenger RNA. Its product is annotated as Deoxyhypusine synthase-domain-containing protein. Gene Ontology annotation, biological process: peptidyl-hypusine biosynthetic process. The record is from RefSeq and is a predicted model, not a curated record. Gene Ontology annotation, cellular component: cytoplasm. The transcript has a single exon. Lineage: Eukaryota; Fungi; Ascomycota; Pezizomycetes; Pezizales; Pyronemataceae. Bases 45 to 1274 code for a protein of 409 amino acids. Gene Ontology annotation, molecular function: deoxyhypusine synthase activity.
CCUAAGUGAAAAAAUAAUAGAGUUGACCAAAACCAAUCACAAUCAUGACGACCCUGGACACCUCCACCUUGACGCUCACCGCCUUUCCUCCUCCAAGCUCCAGCUCCAUCCCCGAGGGUGAAGAGGAGAAUGUGAUUUUCGACGCCGCCGCCGACGCUGCUGCCGCUGACGAUGCUUCCUCCGACGCCGCCGCCGCCGCCGCCACCCCCUCCUCCACCGCAAGUGACACCGUACGCCCCUCGGUCGCCGCCGACGCAGUCCUGAAACAGUCCGCCCCGGUCCCUGACGACUGGAAGGAAGUAGGCGGUAUCGAGUUCAACGACUACAAAGGACGGGAUGUCACAGUCCCUGAGCUACUGGCGUCGAUGGAGCGCAUCGGUUUCCAGGGCUCGAACCUCUCGCGGGCGGCAGAGGUAAUAGACCACAUGCGAUCCUGGCGCGGCGAAGAAGGGGAGAAGGCUACCAUCUUCCUCGGCUACACAUCGAACCUCAUCUCCUCUGGCCUACGGGAGACCCUCCGCUUCCUCGUCGAACACAAGCACGUCUCGGCAAUUGUCACGACGGCCGGGGGGAUAGAGGAGGAUUUCAUUAAGUGUCUUGCACCGACGUACCUAGGGUCAUUCUCGCUCGACGGGGCCACGCUCCGCCAAAAGGGAAUGAACCGCAUUGGCAAUCUCCUCGUGCCAAACAGCAACUACUGCGCUUUUGAGGACUGGAUCGUCCCCAUUUUCGACACGAUGCUGAAGGAGCAGGAGGAGGAGGGUGUGUUUUGGACUCCGUCGACGAUUAUCCACCGGCUAGGAAAAGAGAUCAACGAUGAGCGCAGCGUCUACUACUGGGCAUGGAAGAACAAUAUCCCCGUAUUUUGUCCCGCGCUCACAGAUGGGAGUAUUGGCGAUAUGAUGUAUUUCCACACAUUUAAGUCCUCGCCGGCCCAGCUACGGUGUGAUAUCAUCGCGGACAUCAGAAAAAUCAACACCAUGGCUGUUCGGGCGCCGAAGUCGGGUGCGGUGAUUCUCGGUGGUGGUUUGGUCAAACAUCAUAUCGCCAAUGCGAAUCUGAUCAGGAAUGGCGCGGAUUGGGCGGUGUUUGUGAAUACGGCCUCGGAAUUUGAUGGGAGUGAUGCCGGAGCCAGGCCAGAUGAGGCGGUUAGUUGGGGCAAGAUCAAGGCGGAUGCGGAGAGUGUUAAGGUUACGUGCGAGGCGACUAUUGCGUUUCCGAUGUUGGUCGCGGCGACUUGGGGAAGUGGUGGGAAAGGGAUGCCGAAGAAGUGAGCUGACGGUGGGGGAUGUGUUUACAUUGCUUGGUGUUUGGCUCGGAGUUCAGGUUAGAUGGAUGGGAAAAUUGCUUUUACAGAUCAGUUGUGCACGGCGGCUUGAAAAGUUUGAAGAUGGAAUGAAUAAGCUUGUGUGGUGUUCCAAUUGGUGCGUACUGCUUACUGGGUGAUACCGCGUGAAUAUCUGCAGAAC